CAGACUAUCCAGGUUCUGCAUCCACAGAUCUGCACUCCACUGCUGCACUCCACUGCUCGGCUACUCCUGAUUCUGUCAACUAUCUCAAGCGUCUAUCAGUGUAGUGCCUGCCCGCACAACACUAUAAGCAGUGAGUCAACAAUUCCCAAGAGCAAUAAGGCUGCAUCCCUGUGACUGUAUAGUCUGCUGGUGAUCAGGCUGUUGUGCCCACAAGCGUAACCCAGCAAGAAGUAGAGGACUUCCAUCAAUCCUGAAAAAUAUUAUUUAGUGACGACUCAUUUUAUGGCAUUUAGUAAAGAAAAGAAAAAUUAAAGAUUUCUCUAACUGUUUUCAAGAGGUUUUUGACAUUUUCUUUUGAAGAAUCCCAAAUAUUUAUUUAAAUACAGAAAUGUUUUCAUGCAAUUUGUCUGCAGUGGUAGAUGAGAAGUCACCCUACAUCUCCAUAAAGAGUGUUGGCUCUUGUACUGUACUGUCCUUAGCUUUUAUCUUUGGGGUUCCCGGAAACAUAUCAGUAAUGUGGAGCAUAUACGGAAAGCUGAAGAAUAUUUCUGUCACUGUGCUGUUAAUCGGACAUCUAGCACUUGCAGACUUCCUUAUUCUGUUAACUCUACCUAUCUGGAUAUAUAUGUUAGCUGUAAACAAGUGGGUCUUUGGACAAGUGUUCUGCAAGGUUUUGGCAUAUGUUAUAUAUUCUAAUUUGUAUGUCAGUGUGUUUCUCAUAACUCUGUUGAGCAUAGAACGGUUUUUGGCUGUGUUUAGACCAUUUCAGCUGCAAAAAUGGAUCAGACAACGUGUCUUUCAAAAAAUUACUAUUUUCAUUUGGAUUGCAUCUGCACUUCUUGGCAUCCACUCUAUUCCGUUCUUAAGCCCAAUUCAAAAUGAUCAACCUUUCAAAUGUGUUCUACACGAAUAUACCAGUAAUACCCAAAAGGUAGCUUUUAUUCUUUUGGAAACCUUUGUCGGAUUUUUGAUUCCUUUCUGUAUUAUUAUUGUCUGCUACAUCUACUUAUGGAGAAAACUCAGAGAAAUGAAAUUUGUGGGCAAACGUAAAACAGACAAAAUAAUUGUCAUGGUGGUGGGCACUUAUGUCAUAUGUUGGAUUCCGUACCACAUAUUCAACAUUGUGGAUGUUGCCUCUGUUCUUCUAGGCACCUGCAGUCUACAAGGAAUUGUUGACAUCGGAGGCACUAUUGCUGGGGCUUUGGUGUUCAUAAACAGUUGUUUGAAUCCUCUUUUUUAUUUCUAUUAUGCAUUUAAGAUGAAAAGCCCUACAAAGAUUUUCAGGCUAAAUAUGCUUUUUGAGAACAUUUUUGGGAUGGAGACAGAACAGAAUCCAAGUGAAAAUAAAGAAAAUACCACAGAAAGAACAAAUAAAGACAUAAUUGAAAUGGCUUCUUCUGAUCUUCAGAUGGCUUAAAUAAAAAU
Molecule: messenger RNA, 1425 nt
Organism: Hyla sarda
Lineage: Eukaryota; Metazoa; Chordata; Amphibia; Anura; Hylidae
Product: leukotriene B4 receptor 1-like
Exons: 3
Coding region: 389-1417 (342 amino acids)
Biological process (GO): complement receptor mediated signaling pathway; positive regulation of cytosolic calcium ion concentration; phospholipase C-activating G protein-coupled receptor signaling pathway
Cellular component (GO): plasma membrane
Molecular function (GO): G protein-coupled receptor activity; complement receptor activity
Source: RefSeq, a predicted model, not a curated record